Messenger RNA from Plenodomus lingam JN3, 1224 nucleotides. RefSeq lists its product as uncharacterized. Lineage: Eukaryota; Fungi; Ascomycota; Dothideomycetes; Pleosporales; Leptosphaeriaceae. The record is from RefSeq and is a predicted model, not a curated record.
AUGCCUGCUAUGCUGAUCCUGUGUUGGGCGCUUCUGUUCACCCUGACCUGGAGCGCUGGAGAGUAUAGUCCAAGUUCCAAUCAUAGCGAUGAACAUGAUCUUUUCAAAGAAGCAUUCGACCAUACCUCUGCGGAUCAGGAUCACAUCUAUGCUCGCGAUUAUGUCAGAUUCGAUCGCACCAACAUAGCUAGCCAGGCUAUGUGGGACAUGGCCGUGGCAAAUGCCGAGCGCCUCAGCUGUAUGAUGCGCCGCACCGACAUUGACGCUGGCAAAAUACUGCGUGACAGUCGCAGCACUCCCUCAGCUGAAAGCUCAUUCAGUGGUCCAUUCCAGGCUCGUCGUAUAGUCACGUUGCUCAAGAGCUGGGGCUGGCACAAAACUCCAACCCCGGAGUAUAUGACAAGGUUUUUCACUCACUGGGGCUGGGAUGAAGCCGAACGUGACUGGAAAGGGUUGUUCCAACUCAGAGACAAUACGCCGAUUCGGCUGAAACACGCAGAUCCUAAUGAUAGAGGCCCUUUGGAUACGCAGCAUUAUAUUGGGCCAGACAAUAACUUUUACUGGUCCACGGGAGCUCAGGUCAGCUUCGUGUUUAAUCGUCCAGCAGGCAUGAUUUUCAUUGCGGGUUUCCAAAACGUCAGGACCGAGUUUGUGGCCGUUCACCAUUACCAGCCCAAAAUAGCCGACCUUCCCAAGCUUCGAUUUCUCUCUGAUUUGCUCUGGGUACAUUGGCAUAGCUACAGCAGUUCAUACAUCAGCGAGCUGAAGUACUUUGCCAUUGCACGAAUCACAAGUCUACAAAGUCAACAGAUGAUUGCGUAUGCUUUGGCAAAACGUGGCAUCAUAACCCCGCUUCCGGGAUGGCCUGGUGUCACUUUCACUGCUGAUGAGGAAGCGGGCAAAGCACUCAUAGGCUCACUUGGCAUGAGUUGCGCACAACUGCUUUUCGCUCACAAGUGGAUUCUCGGUCUCAAGCACAUAUCCAAAGUCACUGUAUUCCGAGAUACAGAGAAUGAAUGGUAUCCACAGGCCGUUUUUUACAUUGAACCUGUUCCUGACAACCUCCUCAUUCCACAAGAGGAUGGAAAUUGGCAGCCGUAUCCUACAGGCGUUUCGGCAGCUAUUGUAGACCUAGACACUCGAGCUGUGGCAGAACCCGGUCCUUAUCAGCGUGAUGCUGAUGGCAAUUUCUUCCGGCUCCAUGACUUGACGCUUGGAUCUUAG